CUCACAGCACGCACUUCAUCUAACUAUUUAAAACUGCCGUUUAAACUUAUAUGUAACUAUUGACUUCUUAUACACUUUGGCCACAACAAGAGAGAUAAUUACGUUUCAUAAAUAACGCCGUGAACAGUUUCAGAGAACACUGAACGCUCAGGCAUAAACGAGUAUGGACAGUUUCACACUGUUCGAGGAAAAGAUGCUCAACAUCAAGAAGUUGUGGAUAUAAACGAAAAGAAGCUCAUUCCUAAUAUCCUAUGGCUUGAAGUUUCAGGAUUCUUCCCUGGCCACAGCUCAUGGAUUUCCUCACGGAGUAUCCCUACAAUGACACUUAUUAUGACAACGGGACCGGGGCCCUCAACGGCACAAGCUGCGAGGCCAAGCAUCAGUAUAACUACUAUGCCAUGCUCCUGACUCUCCUCAUCUUUGUCAUUGUCUUUGGCAAUGUGUUGGUGUGUAUGGCAGUCUCUCGAGAGAAAGCGCUGCAGACCACCACUAAUUACCUCAUUGUCAGCCUGGCGGUGGCAGAUCUUCUCGUGGCCACAUUAGUUAUGCCCUGGGUGGUGUAUCUUGAGGUGGUCGGGGAGUGGCGCUUUAGUAAAAUCCAUUGUGAUAUAUUUGUUACCCUGGACGUCAUGAUGUGCACGGCCAGCAUUCUUAAUCUGUGUGCCAUUAGUAUCGACAGGUACACGGCUGUUGCCAUGCCGAUGCUGUACAACACACGCUACAGCUCCAAGAGACGGGUCACUGUAAUGAUCUCGGUUGUUUGGGUGCUUUCAUUCGCCAUUUCCUGCCCUCUGCUGUUUGGAUUAAAUAACACAGCUACCCGGGAUGGCUCUGUGUGUGAAAUUGCCAACCCCGCUUUUGUUGUCUACUCCUCUAUCAUGUCGUUCUACGUGCCCUUCAUUAUCACCCUCCUCGUCUACGUGCAGAUUUACGUGGUUCUUCGCAAGCGGCGGAAACGGGUCAACACUAAACGGAGCUGCCAGAAGACAGACGCUGAUGCUCAGCCCACUCUCAAGGAAAAGUGCACUCAUCCUGAAGAUGUGAAACUGUGCACCGUUAUCAUUAAGACCAACGGGGGUUUACCUGCCAAAAAUAAGAAAGCACAACUAAUAAAAGAGGUCCUGCACCAGGGUGAUGAUGUGGGGAUGGAAAUGGUGGCAGGCACCAGUCCGCCAGAAAAGAAAAAACUGGCAUCCUCGCUAGUCGUCGACUUGUUGGCCACCCCUCCGAGUCCCAAUCAUGGCUCCCCAUCCCACGCCGAAUACGGAGAUGAGAAAAACGGCCAUGCCAAGGACGUCCAGUCCCCAAAAGAAGCCAAACCUGUUGAAACUCAGGCACUGCCCAAUGGCAAAACCCGAACUACAGUGACCAAAACCAUGAGCAAGAGGAAAAUGUCCCAGCAUAAAGAAAAGAAGGCCACUCAGAUGCUGGCUAUCGUUUUAGGUGUUUUCAUUAUUUGCUGGCUGCCCUUUUUUAUUACCCACAUUUUGAAAACUCACUGCACGAGCUGCGUGGUGCCGCUGGAAAUGUACAAUGCCUUCACUUGGCUGGGAUAUGUGAACAGCGCCGUCAACCCCAUCAUAUAUACCACUUUCAAUGUGGAGUUCAGAAAGGCUUUCAUAAAGAUAUUGCACUGCUGAGGAUAUUAUUCACCACACACAUAGAGGAGAAGAGAUGGGAGAUUUCACCAGAGGUUAGUGCCAUCUUUCACCACCAUGUGAAAUGGGGGAUUUACAAAGCGGCGCUUUUAGGACAGAGCGGACGAAUACAUUACAGAAAAUGGAGGUUCAAAUGAAUGUAAAAGUAGAGUUUUAUUUAUGUGUCUCCAUUAUUUCUGACAGUGGAGUGCAUGUGUGCGGAUGUGUGUAUGUUUUUUUUUUUCUCUUCGCAGUGCGAAUGUGAUUAACUGUCAGGUAAAGAAGUGAAUCUGAGAAAUUGGAUCUUGCCACAGAGACUUUUAUGCAAGCAGGGAUCUGAAUGUUGUAAUUACAUCAUUAUAUAAAUUUAGUGGUGAGCAACUGAUUACGCAAUGCUUUGUUUAUUCGAGUAUUUAUUUAGCCAUCAAUUUAUUUAUUUGAUCGAGAGCUUGUUAAUAAAGGGAUUGAUAUUGUAAAAAAAAAAAUGAAGUGAAAAAAAUGUAUUUACGAUUUUAAAACCAUAACACAGAUAUUUUAAAGGUGCACUCAGUAAUCUUUUGUGUAUAUUGCACUGGCUCAUCUUAGACACUUACUGACACCUAGGGGCCUGGAGUGCAGAAUCAUGCAAUUUAAACAAAAAAUAAUAAUAAUAAAUAAAUCAGUUCCCAAUGUGUGUUCAGUUAAUAAUGUACUAUUUGCAACCAGACAUAAUUAAUCAGUGUACUCCAAUUUGCAAUAAUUACUUCAUGUGUAAUAAAUAAAUGAACUGGAAGAUCUGGAUUCUUUCAAAUUUCAGAUAAAAAUAUGAAAAAAAAAAUGACAAUUUAUGCUUUCUUAACUAUUCUGAAGAUAAAGCAUUGGCAUUGUGCUAUUAAAUGAGCAAUAUUAUACGGGUAGCAGUGCGAUAUGGCUGUAUAUUGGCAUUGGUGGGAGGCAUGCGUGGCAGUGACGAUUUACAGCCAUAUUACACUGCUAACAUGUGUGAUAUUGCGUUUAUACAACAGUUUUACAGCAUAAUCGUGUAUAUAAAAAAGAAAUCAAACACGGAGAGAACCCUUUUGUAUCAGGAAAUACUUUCUUCCGCCAUUCAUUCACAUCUACCACUGACGUCAGAGCAGCAGAAGCUAUUACUAAUUCACCAACAUCACUUUAGAGCUAGUAUUUGAAUGAUUCUCUAACGUAAUGUCUAAAGUGAUGACAAAACAGGUGAUUUUGCUCACAUUUUAAAAUGAUAAGGCUUCAGAGAUUUCCCAGUAUUUCUCUGUUGCAAUCGGGAGAUCACAAUAAUUAACCCAAAAAAAGCUAAAGCAACCCAAACACUACCAGAUUUGCGAACCCCUACCAGAUUAGGAAAAAUACUUAACACAUGCGGGCAUUUCUUCUUUCUUUUUACUGAACUAGUCUGCAGUAACAAAAACAGGAGACUCAUUAGAAACAAACAGAUGGCCAACCAAAAAGUAACUCAGGGUUAUAGAAAGAGUGUCCAACACAAAAUACAUACAUUCCUAAUAUGUGACUCCCAUCUCACACUUAAUACACUACAAUUACUAUGGUAUAAAUACAGCACUACAACAUACAAAAGUAAGUGAUCGACUUUGUAUGAUAUAUAGUAUCAUUAUAAGUAUCAUAUCAUGAUAUGACAGUUUUAUAAUGAUUUGAUCAGCUGUAGCUUAAAAUUACCCUAGGUUUUUCUUUUCUAAGGGCUUAUUAUGCGGUCUCUGUUGCCAUUUUGUGGAUGGCGCUGCAUUUGCAACAUGAUAAAUAUUUAAAAUAGGCACUUUCCUUAUAAAUAAACUGUAUAGUUGCAAUCUAAACAAGUACAUUCUCACCUAAAUAACCUCAAAAGUACAUUAUGUUGUCCAACAGCUUCAAUAUUUGUCAAACUGUAGUGAGUUUAUUGAUCUGCUGUCACUCUAUGUGGGCGGAGUAAUACAGAAGAGUGAGGAGGAUGCUUUCAGCCAAUCAGAUUCGAGAACCAGACAGAACUGUUGUAUAAAAUAGAAUGCAGACAUGCCUGAAAACAUUGCAGCUUUUUAUUGUCAGUAGUUUUCAGAAUAAAAGAAAAAUGUUUGGAAAAUUGUGUUAUUUUCAAAGAUUUCUUUGCAAUU
Molecule: messenger RNA, 3745 nt
Organism: Danio aesculapii
Lineage: Eukaryota; Metazoa; Chordata; Actinopteri; Cypriniformes; Danionidae
Gene: drd2b
Product: dopamine receptor D2b
Exons: 8
Coding region: 291-1640 (449 amino acids)
Biological process (GO): adenylate cyclase-inhibiting dopamine receptor signaling pathway; adenylate cyclase-activating adrenergic receptor signaling pathway
Cellular component (GO): presynaptic membrane; glutamatergic synapse
Molecular function (GO): G protein-coupled receptor activity; dopamine neurotransmitter receptor activity, coupled via Gi/Go
Source: RefSeq, a predicted model, not a curated record